CCGACUUCUCUUUCUGGGCUGGUGGGAACGUGGCCCCUUCUGCAACAGCUGCUCUCUGGGCCAAGUACGAGGUCGCAGCAGGAAGAGAAACGACGAGUAGCUUUGCUCCGCCUCGCUUUGAAUGCGACUUCAGAACUUCCAUGCAGGGGCCCGAGAAAGAGCCGGAGAGCUCCAGGUCUCAGCAGCCGCUACAGAACAAUUUUUCCCUGUUUCCUUCCACCAAAGGCUGGAAUUUCAGAGGGAAAAAACGCAAGCAAAAUUCCCAGGAUGAAGAUUCAGUCAGUGUCUGCAGCUUUGACUCAAGCGAACCCAGCAAUAAACGGGUCAGAACUCUUUCCAGAGUUACUUCACUGGCAAGUUUAAUUCCUCCUGUCCGAGCGACUCCUUUGAAGCGAUUUGGCCAGACACUGCAGCGUUCCAUCAGUUUCCGCAGUGACAGUCGGCCUGAUCUGCUUGUCUCACGACCCUGGUCUAGAAAUGUUCCUCCUCCUAGCACCAAACGAAGAGACAGUAAACUCUGGAGUGAGACCUUUGAUGUUUGUGUCAAUCAGAUGCUCCCAUCCAAAGAAAUCAAACGCCAAGAGGCAAUCUUUGAACUUUCCCAAGGAGAAGAGGACUUGAUUGAAGACUUGAAACUAGCAAAAAAGGCUUAUUAUGAUCCCAUGCUUAAACUCUCCAUAAUGACAGAGCAAGAAUUAAACCAAAUUUUUGGAACCCUGGACUCUUUAAUUCCACUACACGAAGAUCUUCUUAGGCAGCUGAAAGAAGUUAGAAAGCCUGAUGGAUCUACUGACUGUGUUGGUCACAUCCUUGUGGGCUGGUUGCCUUGCUUGAAUUCCUAUGACAGCUAUUGCAGCAAUCAAGUAGCUGCCAAAGCUUUGCUGGAUCACAAAAAGCAGGAUCUUCGGGUACAAGACUUUCUCCAGCGUUGCUUAGAAUCCCCCUUCAGCCGCAAACUGGACUUAUGGAAUUUCCUUGACAUCCCGAGGAGCCGUCUGGUGAAGUAUCCAUUGCUGCUCAGAGAGAUUCUGAGACACACACCAAACGAUCAUCCUGACCAACAGCAUUUUGAAGAAGCUAUUAAUAUUGUCCAAGGCAUCGUAGCAGAAAUCAACAAAAAGACAGGUGAAUCAGAAUGCCAGUAUUACAGAGAGAGGCUAAUAUAUCUUGACGAAGCCCAAAAGGACUCCUUGAUAGAUCAUUCACGUGUUGUGUGUUGUCAUGGUGAACUAAAGAACAACAGGGGAGUGAAACUACAUGUCUUUCUCUUUCAAGAAGUGCUGGUAAUCACUCGUGCAGUUGCACAUAAUGAACAACUUUGCUAUCAACUAUAUCGGCAGCCCAUCCCUGUGAAGGAUCUUGUGUUGGAAGACUUGCAAGAUGGAGAAGUACGAUUGAGUGGAUCCAUACGUGGAGCAUUUAGCAAUGAGAGAAUUAAAAAUUUCUUUAGAAUCAGUUUCAAAAAUGGAUCUCAGAGCCAGUCCCACUCUUUACAAGCAAAUGACAACUUCAACAAACAGCAGUGGCUCAAUUGCAUCCGCCAAGCCAAAGAAUCAGUCUUGUGUGCAUCAGGUGAUGGUGGAAUAUUUGACUUCGAAGGACAAUUCCUAACCUCAUCGAACAGGAGUAGAGUAUCCCUGCAAGAAUCAAAGCUUGAGCAAAUGGACCAAUUGGAUAGUGGGUCUGACUGCAGUAUGGACACCAGUGAAAUCAGCAUUAACUGUGACCACAUGGAACAGACAGACUCUUGGGAGAAUGACAAAGAGUGACAAAUAUCUGACAAAUUACGUGCAGCUCUUCUGAGUAUUACAUGUACAGUAUUUGCAUUCCACACGUGGAGCAAGAAAGCACUUUUAAUGUUUUGUGACAAUGUCAACUCCAUUUAUACCCUUCAACCACAGUAGUGUCACUGCCUGUGUGUGUAAUUUGGAAUUACAGUCUACAGUCCUGUGAUAUUCUAUAAAUGUCUCAGUGGUAGAUAGGUACUUGACCAAUUAGUUAAACAGAUCUGCUGUAUGUACAACCCCCAAACUACUGUUUAUAAACAGAUCGUUAUGUAAUAUGAAUACAAGGUGCCCUAUUUUGACCUCUCAUGUGGCCGCUGAACACAAGGCAUCUGCCAAGUGUUUUAGGUGUUAUCAGAGCCAAAAAUGUUUGCGCACAAAAGUUUCACAAAGUUUAAAAGGCUUCAAAUUAAGUAAUCCAUCAUUACUUGAUGUCAUGCAGCAUGAUUAUUUAAAGUAUAAAUUAUCAAUCAUAGGCAGAUCUUCCAUAUCACCCCAGUGCUUUUCAGUUGAAAGUAUCCACAUAUUCUGUUGAGUCAAGAUGUAAUGAGAAGUUGAGUGAUAUGCAAGCAGUGAACCAGUCCUACAACUUAGGAUAAGCUUGAAGUAGUUUAUGGAUACUGGGUUGACAGAAAACUAUUUUUAAAAGAAACCCAAAACUUGGAUUGGCACUUAAGAUCUUACAUAUUCUGUAAGAUCCAUGGAUUUAAUAACAGAAGUCUGGCUAGUGACCAGUGUGUGACCAUAGCACCGAUGCAAGAUAAACAGUUGAAGUAAAGGGAUGUUGGUAUCAGUGGUAAAGCUUCAAAUGGAAGUUCAGACUUUACAAAUUGUACUUUCAGAUAAGCAGGUGAUUAUGCAUAUCAAAUAUAUUCCAUUUAUAAUAAAAUAUAAAAACAACAAAGAAGCACCAGCAAGGGAAAAAGGCAUCCCAGUAACUUCACAAUAAAUUUCAUUUUGGUUUACCUCAAUGUGGUCCUGUUUAUACAUCCAGCUAGGAAGCUUAUGUGUAAAGUAUUGCUCUAUGGUAUGCCCUCCCUCAUACUUUUUAUUUUAAAAUUUUAGCCAUAUCCAGUAUCACACAGUUUCUAAGACAGUUUUUAUGGAAUGUGUGCAAGUAUAAGCUUACCAAUCCCUCAUUAUCACUAGCAAACAUUACUUACAUUCAUAGCUAUAUGGACACAUAUUGACAUACAUCUAUGGAGAGUCUGCACAGUGUGCUCUUCAGAGCCAGCCCUGAAAAGUACAGCCAGGAAUAUUGGAGUCCUCAAUACUACUGGUCCUGCAGGUAUUUCUGGAAUUUUAAGAGUACAAAGUGGUUGAAGAAGGGGGUCACACAGAGGUGGCUCUUAGCUUUGGAGAAAAGAUGCUGUUUGGCUUCUGUUUUCCAAGAAAUAGGAUGGUUCCGGUGUGACUGCAGGGAGAGGUUGCUAAGCCCAGAGAUAUAAAUAAGUCUGGCAAUGGCCAGGCCACAAGUACACAGAUGUGAUGUGCCUACCUCCAUUGAACACAGUUCUUUGCCUAACUGAUCAACUGGCAGGAGUGAACCAAAGCUGUGGGUUGUUUUUAGUCCCUUUCAAGUACUUUGUGAUUUUAGCCACAAGAAACAUCAAGUGCCAUGUUGGGGAAUGGCGAUUACUGGGGUAGGUUGAGACCUGUGGAAAACACGUGCUAAAACUUUUGUAGAAACCAGAAUGGAACUUUAACAUAAAAAGGGACCAUUUUUUCGGUGGUUGUCUUAAGAGAAAUCUGUAUGAAACUUCUUGUUCAAUUGAGAUUUUAACUGGCUUAUUUCAUUAUGAAACAAGAGAAGCUAAUUGAACAUUCCAUUUAAAACAGUGACACAACCUGGGGGAGAGGGAAUUCACUUCUGUCUAGAACUAUUCCAGGCUAUUCAAUAGUACUGUGGUUCUUGUUUGUACAUUUCAAAUAGAUUUAGGUUCAUAGCAAGUUCCUAGUCUAAACACACACUCUUGCUCCUAUAAGGCAGGAAAAAUAGCAAUGAAAUUGGUAAUGCUGGAUCAAACCUUCAUUUGAAAUGAAAGCUUGAACAACAGUAAGAUUCUGAAUUUACUAUACCUCUAAAAAUUGGUGCAAAUUUUACAGUUCAGUGCACUGAAUGAACAAUGCAGACUCCAAUGUCAGCACAAGCAGUACUAUUACUAAAACAUUGCCAACAUGUUUACAGAAAAACAGGGGAGUAAAUAUGUCAAUUUUUGUUUUUAUGUGUGUUAAAGGAAUGACUGUGUAAAGAUAAUCAAUAUAAACACAAGUUAAUUUACUUCUAUUUAAAAACCACUGUGGGCUAAAUUUUACUCACUAGAACAUAUUUCUGUAUUUAUAGGUUUUAAACAUGAUUGGUUUUUAGGCUUGUAAUUUAUUUAAACUGCUUCAUUUUGGAAGUUGACUAUUCAUGAAUCAUCUGAGGCUGAACAAGAAAGAAGCAUUUAUAAAAAGGAAGUUUAUUAGAGUGAACUACUGAAAUAACCGCUACUGGCCAAAAUGUCUGAGCAACCGUGUAAUGUCUUGAAUGAUUAAAAGUAACAUAUGUAUUGAUCAGAUUUCUGCAUAAAAGCUUUUCAAAAAA
Eublepharis macularius is the source of this 4371-nucleotide messenger RNA. It is a transcript of the gene ARHGEF3, whose product is annotated as Rho guanine nucleotide exchange factor 3. Gene Ontology annotation, molecular function: guanyl-nucleotide exchange factor activity. The record is from RefSeq and is a predicted model, not a curated record. The transcript is spliced from 12 exons. Bases 141 to 1769 code for a protein of 542 amino acids. NCBI's taxonomy places the organism in Eukaryota, Metazoa, Chordata, Lepidosauria, Squamata, Eublepharidae. Gene Ontology annotation, biological process: intracellular signal transduction; positive regulation of Rho protein signal transduction.